Molecule: messenger RNA, 1092 nt
Organism: Rhinocladiella mackenziei CBS 650.93
Lineage: Eukaryota; Fungi; Ascomycota; Eurotiomycetes; Chaetothyriales; Herpotrichiellaceae
Exons: 5
Coding region: 1-1092 (363 amino acids)
Molecular function (GO): oxidoreductase activity
Source: RefSeq, a predicted model, not a curated record
AUGGCGACAGUAAACAUUCCCAAAUUACAAAAGGCUGCCGUCAAGGUUGGCAGCGGAGCGGAUGCCAAAGCUCCUGUUCAACAAAUUGACGUUCCUACUCCAGCUCCAUCAGAAAUCCUCGUCAAAAUCAACUGGCAAGUGACUGGUCUAUGUGCCUCCGAUAAAUCACUGAUCCUUGAUGAGUGGGCACCGUUCGGAGUCGCCAUGCAACCAAGUACCAAAGGAAUUGCUGGUCAUGAAGGCGCCGGUGUGGUCGUUGCAGUCGGCGAUGAUAUGCAUCACAAAUGGAAGGUAGGAGAUCGUGCUGGUAUCAAAUGGGUCUGGAGCACUUGUGGCGAAUGCGAGUUUUGUACCAAUGGUGUCGAUGAGCUUCAUUGCCCUCAGCAGAAAAACUCCGGCUUCACGGCGGCGGGAACUUUUCAACAAUACGCUCUGAGUGAUGGGAGAUACACGACACGAAUUCCUGACGGGGUUACGGACGAAGAAGCAGGUCCCAUUAUGUGCGGUGGAGUCACUGCUUAUACGGCUUGCAAAAGGAGUGGAGUGAAACCGGGUCAAUGGAUUGUCCUUCCUGGUGCGGGUGGUGGGCUCGGCCACUUCGCUGUACAAUACGCGAAAGCUAUGGGUAUGCGCAUCAUUGCUAUCGACGGAGGCGAUGAGAAGAAGGAGCUCUGCAAGAAGCUCGGUGCUGAGGAAUUCAUCGAUUUCACCAAAGUUCAAGAUAUUCCGGCCGAGGUUAUGCGGAUCACGAAAUACGGUGCUCAUGGCGUUAUUGUUACUGCCGCAACCAAAGAGGCUUAUGCUUCCGCACCUGGAUUGCUCCGUCCUGGUGGUACAGUCGUUGCUGUUGGUUUGCCCAAGGACCCCACUGUGAUUGCUGGCGCACCUCCUCUCAUGAUGUGCUUGAGGAAAUUAAACGUCGUGGGCAGUGUCGUUGGUACAUUGAAGGAUGUGGAAGAAGCUCUGGAUUUCACAGCCCGGGGUUUGGUUCACCCUAUCUUGACCAAAGGAACUUUAGAAGAUUUGGACAAAUACAUAGGUUUAAUGAUCGCUGGUAAGCUUGCUGGAAGAGCUGUACUGAAAGUAUCAUAG